Molecule: messenger RNA, 1714 nt
Organism: Chrysoperla carnea
Lineage: Eukaryota; Metazoa; Arthropoda; Insecta; Neuroptera; Chrysopidae
Product: catalase-like
Exons: 2
Coding region: 185-1714 (509 amino acids)
Biological process (GO): response to hydrogen peroxide; hydrogen peroxide catabolic process
Cellular component (GO): cytoplasm; mitochondrion; peroxisome
Molecular function (GO): catalase activity; heme binding
Source: RefSeq, a predicted model, not a curated record
UAAGUGCGAACAUCAGUAUACGUUUACAACAAAGAUAGUAAUUGUUCUAAAAUUGAAUUUCAUAACUUUUAUUAGUUCAUUACAUCAGUAAUUUUUAAAAUUAAAACAAAAAUAACAAUUGUGGUAGUUUUAACCUUCCACAUACUUUAAAAUAGAUAGACUAAUACAAUUACCAAUAUACAAAAUGUCUAAAGGUGAUGCCGCUGCGAACCAACUUAUAGAUUUUAAAAAUAAACAGAAAAAUCCCACCACCACGCUAAGAUCGUGGGGAUCUCCAACAGUUUAUAAGGAUGCAACUUUAUCGGUUGGUCCGGAUGGACUUUUAUUAUUGCAAGAUAAUGACUAUUUUGAUGAAAUGACUCAUUUCGCCCGUGAAAGAAUUCCUGAACGUGUAGUUCAUGCCAAAGGAGCUGGAGCUUUUGGAUUCUUUGAAGUGACUAAUGAUAUUACACAAUAUACUGCAGCAAAAGUGUUUUCAAAAAUUGGGAAGAGAACUCCAGUUGCUGUGCGAUUUUCUCAAGUUGCCGAUGAAGCAGGUUCUGCAGACACGAUUCGCGAUGUGCGAGGUUUUGCUAUAAAAUAUUAUACUGAGGAUGGAGUUUGGGACUUUGUUGGUUGCAAUACUCCAGUAUUUUUUAUCCGAGAUCCAAUCUUAUUUCCAAGUUUAAAUCACGCUACAAAGCGAAAUCCUGUUUCGCAUGUAAAAGAUGCUAAUGCAUUUUGGGACUUCAUGUCUUUAAGACCAGAAACUGCACAUCAGUUGAUGUAUGUCUUUGGAGAUCGAGGAAUUCCAGCAUCUUAUCGUAAUAUGAACGGUCAUGGAGCACACGCAUUUAAAUUCGUAAACAGUGAUGGUAAUCCCAUAUAUUGUAAAUUCCAUUAUAAAACAGAUUUAGGAGUGAAAAAUUUGGAUCCAAAUGCGGCACAACAAAUAGCCGGAUCUGAUCCCGAUUUUUUAUUAAGAGAUUUAUACAAUGCAAUAGCUGAUGGUAACUAUCCAUCGUGGACAAUGUAUAUUCAAGUUAUGCCUUUUGCAGAUGUGCCUUAUUUAUCAUUUAACCCGUUUGAUGCAACAAAAGUAUGGCCUCAAUCCGACUAUCCAUAUAUUGAAGUUGGAAAGUUAAUUUUAAAUCAAAAUCCAUCCUCUUACUUUAAUGAAGUUGAACAAAUUGCUUUUGCACCGUCCAACUUUGUACCUGGUAUUGAACCAUCACCUGACACAUUAUUACAAGGAAGAUUAUUCAUAUAUGGUGAUACACAACGUUACCGACUAGGAUCUAAUUUUAAUCAACUUCCUGUAAAUGCACCAUUUAGAGAACAAACACCUACCAACUAUUUAAGAGAUGGAGCUAAUUCUAUUAAAAAUCAAGGUGGUGCCCCUAACUAUCAUCCAAAUAGUUUCAAAGGACCAGAAGUAGAUUCACGAGCCUUAAAAUUACAGCCGAAGGUUAAUGUCAGUGGAGAUGUUUAUCGAUAUGAUUCUGGAAAUGAGGAUAAUUAUUCACAAGCAGGAAUACUUUAUAGAAAUGUAUUCGAUGAUGGUGCACGUAAACGUUUUGUUAAUAACGUAGCAAAUCAUUGUUCAAAAGCUGCUAUAUUCAUACAAGACCGUGUAGUGCUCAUGUUUAGUAAUGUGGAUUCAGAUUUGGGGUCGCAGCUUCAAUCAGAAUUGAUAAAAAGGCGCAAUAAUGUUUCAUCUUCAUUAAUCAAAUAA